AUGAAUCGCAACAACCAAGAUGUGGACAUUCAGAGAGCGAAGGACGCAAUCAAGGCGCUCAAGAACGGCCUCAAGGUGGAGAAGGGCGUCGUAGAGGAGCGGAACAGGCUCGUGCAGCAUGGCGGCAAGCAGGAGGGCGCGAGGCAGUAUGAGGGGAGGAAAGUUGGUAUCGACUUCUUCCAGAGCCCCCGGGGCCCCCCGGGCGAUCUGCGCAAGAGGAGGGACAACCACCCGGGCAGGCAGGGGCUCGCUGGCGAGUAUCCAGGGGACAGGACCAAGGGGAACCCUUGGGAAUGGAACUGCGAGUGGGAGGAGAUGGGCAUGCCGCAGGAGACUAAGGCCGCCAUGGAGGCAGAGAACAGGAGGGUGGCGGGGAGGGGAGGGCAGCCAGGGCGCCUCGUGUAUGGGAGGGGGAUCUACCCGAUAGUGCAGGGCGAGCUGAUCAAAGCGGAGGCGGAGAGGAAGCAGAAGGAGCUGAACGUCAACUAUGGGCAAGUGCUGGCGGAAAGAUGCGCGCAGAUCCUUCAGUUCGAGGCGUUGAGGAGGGAUGUGUUCGAAGGGAGAGUGUGCUGGGAGAAGAAAGACGGGAGGUGGACGGUGAAGGGGCACAUCGAGGAUGACUACCUGAUCUUGGCGGCGAGGAAGGGCAUCGACUUGCUCAACGAGACUCCCUUCUACUUCGACCGUCCUGAAGGAGAUCGCAGGCCUCGUCGUCAGCACGAGAUGCUGUCGCAGCUGUGCAGGGCUAACACCCUGCGAGACGUGAAAGCGAUUCCGAAGCCGAACCCGCCGUAUGCGUGGGUGGAGGAGGAGGAGAAGGGCGGAAAUUACCCUCAGCGGACGGAAUGGGACCUUCGGAGUCUCCUCAGAGGCGAGCGGAGGACUGUUGCAAUGCAGCGGGCAGAGGUGAUUGACAGGCGUGCUGAUCUCUCGGUUGAACGAGCUGACGACUGGGACGGCGAUGGGAAUGAAGAUGAAGAUGCGAUGAUGCAGCAGGAAGCAGCUGUGAUGGAGUCUGAGGAUGGGAGAGAGGUCCAAGUGUUCUAUCCAGCUGCUCCGCCUGCACACCAUGACGCGGAGUCCUUCAAGGAUCUGACUCCCAUGGAGAUUGAAGUCGCGCUGAACCCUCCGACGAGGAGGAUCGAAGUGUUCCAUCAUAUGGGAAAGCUUGUGCAGCCCGAUCCCAAACAGGCCAUGGGCAACCAGCAGCAGGUGGUUCCUCCUGCUCUUGACCUCGGCCAAUGGAGGAUAGGGGUGGUGGAUGCCGGGGAGCUGCCGACGGGGAAGGUGGUUGGAGGGAAGAGCGUGUACGGUGACUGCGGCGUCCUGGGAGGAGAUGGGAGGCUUCUGGGCAAGGCGCAUCCUUUCAGGGAUGGCGCUGGGGAGGAGGAGGAGGACGGGGUCCCUGCCUUUGGAAGGUUCAAGAUCGCAGGAAACAGGAACUACGGGCUCAACCGCAACCUCCUCAACCCUGUGGCUCCGCUGGAGGGGGAGGUGGCGAAAUUUGUCGAUCGGGGAGACGGAGUAGUGCAGUGCUGCUUCAGGAACAUGCCGGUCAAGCCUCCGAACCGGCGGACGUACAGGAGGGACGACCUGCGGCCUGUUUCGGUCAACAACACGUUCUGUCUGAGGUGA
Messenger RNA from Guillardia theta CCMP2712, 1635 nucleotides. RefSeq lists its product as hypothetical. The transcript is spliced from 15 exons. The coding region runs from base 1 to 1635 and encodes 544 amino acids. Lineage: Eukaryota; Cryptophyceae; Pyrenomonadales; Geminigeraceae. The record is from RefSeq and is a predicted model, not a curated record.